Messenger RNA from Rhinocladiella mackenziei CBS 650.93, 1335 nucleotides. RefSeq lists its product as uncharacterized. NCBI's taxonomy places the organism in Eukaryota, Fungi, Ascomycota, Eurotiomycetes, Chaetothyriales, Herpotrichiellaceae. The transcript is spliced from 5 exons. The record is from RefSeq and is a predicted model, not a curated record. The coding region runs from base 1 to 1335 and encodes 444 amino acids.
AUGGCGGGAUCCAAGCGAUCGCGCUCUAUCGGUGAAUCGGAUGAGAGACGACCUAGUCCCCCCGCUCCUUUACCACCAAAGAAGCCAGCCUACCUCUCUACGAAAUCUGGGUUGGCUACGGCAUUUCCAAGCCCUACAUCGGCACUCGAUGACGACGAGCAUCACGAUUCGUUGAUUGCAGAUAAUGGCGGUAAAAGCGACGAGAAUAGCCUUACCGACCAGGCGUUGGUGCAAGAAGUCUUGAAGAUCGUGGCGAAUGAAAGUAAAGCGAAAGUCAUGAUCCUUGAGUCGAUGAGGAAGUAUUCAUUCAACUUGCUUCGCUUGAAAGAGCUACUGAGAGAAAAUCAUCUCGAGGUUAGCUUUUCUAAAGUCGAAUAUACAGAUAUCGCUCCCCUGGUUGGACUGCAACCACAUGCACGAGGAAAUGAUAUACGCACCUUUGAUAUGUUUCGCGCCCGACUCCCGAACCAUGUCUUCAACGGCAUCAUCCGAGACCUUGGAGUAUUCUCUAAGCAAUAUGGCCCCGUCGGCCAGCACCAAAAUGAGGAAGCUAGAUCACGCUAUCUAUCAGCGUAUUUCAACCAAAUUGUCGCUAUGUUUGGCGGUCUUCUGUUCAAUACCCCAGAAACAAUCUUAGAGGGCCGGAUCACGACCAAAGGCCGUAUAGAAUAUCAAUUCCAGACUUACGGCGGAAUUACGGUUGUUUUCAUCGAAGUCAAACUGGACAUUGGAAGCUCGCGGGAACGUCUCAACUGUGUUGCGCAAGUCAUUACUGAAUGUGGCGCAUGUGCUUGGAUGAACUAUCAAAGAGGAUAUCAAAUUCCCAUUCUAGCGGUCUUGUGCGACGGCAAUUAUUUUUACUUCUUCAAAUUUAUCGAUCGACACGGGCCACAUAAGAACCCACUGUUCCUUGGGGGGAAAUAUGCAAACGGUCACCGGGUAAUGAAGAUUGAAGAUAUUGACCUGAUGCCUACCGCCGAUAGUCGGACUUAUUUCCAACAAAUCCGGCAAACAUGCGAGAGUUUCUACUACAUCUUUCUUAUUGCAUACCAAUGUGGCCUAGAGGCUUACUGGCAGUUGAGCCUGGAAAAGAGUAGGACAGAGGGCAAAGGAAGAGAAUCAACUCCAAGGUGGCACAGGGCCGUCGUCUAUGCCAAAGCAGCCGUUGACGAAGCGCUGUUGGCUUGGAGACUAAUCGACCAGGGCGAUGUCACGGGGUCGAUGGAAUCUGCAGAAAGAGCAGCUGAACUUCUGGCCGAGAGCGUUGAAGAAGCUCCUUUCACUCGACAUGAUCUCUUUUCUGAAUACACGGAAGAUAUGGCGAAUGUGCCUUGA